AUGUGUCUCCGCCCGUGGCCACUGAGGUGCAAAUGGCCGCCAGAAACCUUGGUUUUUCUACCUGGGAUUCUCGCUCUCCUGCUUAUGACUUUGCUAGUUAUACUUGACGCAACUACUACAGCGAUUGUCAUUAAUGCCAGCAUCUCCUUCAUCCUCGCUGUUGUCAUUGUGCAGCCAGUACGCAUCAGUGAGGUCGAUACUAUCAGACGAAAGGUUGUGCUUUAUGCAGUUUUCUUCAUUUCUGUUGUUGGAACUGUCGUUCUCGGCGUGACCCGGAGCAUGUCUGUGUUGAUUUUAGUCCGCAUCCUUCAGGGAAUUGGUGGUGGAGGCCUAGACGUGCUAAGUGAGGUUAUUGCGGCGGAAAUGAUCACUCUGCAGGAGCGUGCUACAUAUAUUCGUCUUUUUUCGCUACCCGUGGCUCCUGGAAUCGUCCUGGGGCUCCUGGGGCCCAUCCUGCGGGCACUGUUCAGCGAGUAUGCUGACUGGCGCCUAUUCAUCAGUAAAUCCUUCCGCACGCAACUGGCAUUACUUGGUUGGGUAGGGAUCAUGGUCUUUGCGGUUGGCUGCACUGUUUUCGCUUUGCCCCUGAGCUGGGCCGGAAAUAUGUACCCGUGGUCCUCGUGGCGAACCAUAUUACCCUUGGUGCUCGGGUUCCUGGUCCUAGUUGCCUUCCCUAUCUAUGAGUCCCGGCCACAAUCUCCUCGUACUGCCCAGAUGGCACUCAUUGGAAGUUUCAUUCACGGUCUCACACCGUACAUUCUUCUGAUGUACUGGCCCUCGCUGGACUACAUCCGCACUUACCGGUGGGAGAUCCGGGGUGGCUGGGUCUCUCUGAGGGUUGGUGUGGGACUCUUCGCAAUGUGGCACCGGGACACCGAGCAAGCGAUGACGGCGAGCUUCCAGAUCAUCGCAGGUAUCGGCAUCGGGACGUUGCUCAUUGUGCCGCGCAUCCUCAUGCAGGCCAGCGCCCCGACCGCCGAGGAUCAAGCGCUUGCAAUCGGCAUCCUCGUUUCCUUCCGUCUAUUUGAUGCUGUGAUCGGCCUUUGGUGGUCUCCGACUUUUUUACAUCUCUGUUAA
Messenger RNA from Aspergillus eucalypticola CBS 122712, 1077 nucleotides. RefSeq lists its product as uncharacterized. The transcript has 5 exons. The record is from RefSeq and is a predicted model, not a curated record. Gene Ontology annotation, cellular component: membrane. Gene Ontology annotation, molecular function: transmembrane transporter activity. Bases 1 to 1077 code for a protein of 358 amino acids. NCBI's taxonomy places the organism in Eukaryota, Fungi, Ascomycota, Eurotiomycetes, Eurotiales, Aspergillaceae. Gene Ontology annotation, biological process: transmembrane transport.